This is a messenger RNA of Penicillium malachiteum, 1455 nucleotides long. It is a transcript of the gene dbp5, whose product is annotated as ATP-dependent RNA helicase DBP5. The record is from RefSeq and is a predicted model, not a curated record. The transcript has 6 exons. Gene Ontology annotation, molecular function: RNA helicase activity; ATP binding; RNA binding. NCBI's taxonomy places the organism in Eukaryota, Fungi, Ascomycota, Eurotiomycetes, Eurotiales, Aspergillaceae. Bases 1 to 1455 code for a protein of 484 amino acids. Gene Ontology annotation, cellular component: nucleus; cytoplasmic stress granule. Gene Ontology annotation, biological process: poly(A)+ mRNA export from nucleus.
AUGUCUGACUCUGCUACUACUGGUGGUUUACUGGCCGACCGUAUUACCAACCCUACCCCCGAGGCUCCUGCAGCUGCUCCUGUCGAUGCCCCGAACGCCGAGAACGAAGAGGAUGGUGCAGGAGACGCAUGCGGAGGUUCUUCGCUCCAGGAGCCUGACUACUCCGUCGAAGUCAAGCUGAGCGACCUGCAGCAGGACCCGGAUAACCCCCUCUUCUCAGUGAAGUCUUUCCAGCAGCUUGGCUUGGAUCCACUUAUCUUGAAGGGUCUGUCCGUCAUGAACUUCCGCAAGCCCUCCAAGGUCCAGGAACGUGCCUUGCCUCUCUUGAUGAGCAACCCUCCGAAGAACCUUGUUGGUCAGUCCCAGUCUGGUACCGGAAAGACUGCGGCCUUCACCCUGAACAUUUUGAACCGACUGGACCUCUCUACCGAAGAAGCGCAGCUCACUCCCCAGGCUCUGAUUUUGGCUCCGACCCGUGAGCUGGCGCGUCAGAUCGUUGGUGUGAUCCAGAUGAUGGGCCAGUUCCUCGAGGGUCUGGUCAUCGGUACUGCUGUGCCUACCGACGCCGCCAACCGUCCUACCCGCAUGCAAUGCUCUGUCGUUGUUGGUACUCCCGGUACUGUCCAAGAUAUGAUCAAGAAGCGUAUCAUGAACCCCACUCAGCUCCGGGUUCUUGUGCUGGAUGAGGCCGACAACAUGCUUGACCAGCAAGGAAUGGGUGACCAGUGUAUCCGUGUCAAGGCUAUGCUCCCGCGCACCAUCCAAGUCGUUCUCUUCUCUGCCACUUUCCCCGCGCACGUCCACCAAUAUGCAGGCAAAUUCGCUCCUGGUGCCAACGAGAUCACGCUGAAGCAUGACGAGUUGACCGUUGAGGGCAUCAAGCAGCUUUACAUGGACUGUGAUGAUGACGAGCAGAAGUACAACAACCUGGUUCAUCUCUACGGCUUGCUGACCGUCGGCUCCUCUAUUAUUUUCGUCAAGACUCGUAGUUCCGCUGCGGAGAUCGAACGUCGCAUGCUUGCCGAGGGUCACACCGUUGCCUCGCUUACCGGUGGCAUCGAGGGAACCCAGCGAGAUGCGGUUAUUGACUCUUUCCGUUCCGGAGAGGCUAAGGUCCUUAUCACCACCAACGUUCUUGCUCGUGGUAUUGAUGUCUCAACCGUUUCCCUGGUUGUUAACUACGAUAUCCCCCAGGCCUUCGAAAACAACAGCCGCACGAAUGAGCCCGACUACCAGACUUACUUGCACCGUAUUGGCCGAACUGGUCGCUUUGGCCGUAUUGGCGUUGCUAUCACCUUCGUUGCGAACCGCCAGGAGUGGGAGAUGCUUCGUAUGAUCCAGACCCACUUCUUGUGCCAGAUCGACCGCAUCGACACUGGUGACUGGGACGGCGUCGAGGAGAUGAUCAAGAAGACGAUCAAGAACUCGCGUGCUCAGGCCAAGUUUGCCCAGUAA